UGAUCCUAUUUUUUCUGCUUUAUUUUCUCAAAUUUUUCAAAAAUUCAAUAUUUUCUCCUCCUCCUCCUCCUCUCUCACACAAGCGAUUUUAAAAAUGUCAGAAUCUUCAUCAACCCAUCAUGACUCACCACCACCUCCGACGAACAACGCCGAUUCAGAAACCAACACCGUAACAAACGAUUCAGAAUCCAACACAAAAUGUCAAACAGCGAUCCAAUCCUUAGCCACGAUCGUCACAACAAACAUCCCAUCCACAAUCUCUGCCCUCCUCGACGACGAACCCGUAUCCACCGCGAUCUCCUCUCUUCUCCAACGUCCAGACUCAGGCGCCGGAGACAACAACCUCUGCCGUUGGCUCUACGAUACGUUCCAAUCCUCGGAGCCUUCGCUACAGCUCCUCGUUCUCCGAUUCGUUCCUUUGAUCGCUGGUCUCUACCUCUCUCGUGUCCCUCUCCGUCAGCCGCAAGCUGGAUUUGAAGCCGUGUUGCUCGCUCUCUACGCUCACGAAACAACCUCACGCGCCGGUCAAGCGAUCACCGUAAACAUCCCUGAUCUCUCGCAUCCCAGUAUUUACCACGAGUCCACCAAAGGUCUGACGAAGAACAACAACAACAACUCGACGUGCCUCAACAUCGCUGUGCUCUCCUCCACGUUGGAUCCACACGGGACGGUUAGAUCCACGCGCCGCGCUAGGAUCGUCGGUGUCGCGUUGGAGCUUUACUACAAUUGA
Molecule: messenger RNA, 730 nt
Organism: Camelina sativa (false flax)
Lineage: Eukaryota; Viridiplantae; Streptophyta; Magnoliopsida; Brassicales; Brassicaceae
Biological process (GO): phosphatidylinositol phosphate biosynthetic process; protein localization to plasma membrane
Cellular component (GO): plasma membrane
Source: RefSeq, a predicted model, not a curated record